UUGGGCAGUCUUGGGGGUCUUGGUUGUAUUGUAAUCAUAUAGUCAAUGGGGUCUCGGUUGUCUUCGUGUAUGGUGUUAUUUUAAGUGCGAAUUUCAUAUACUUUAAUAGAAAAUAGUGUCGGCAAAAUGUUGGCCUUGAUUAAUCGAAUUUUGGACUGGUUUAAAAGUUUAUUUUGGAAGGAGGAGAUGGAAUUGACACUUGUAGGUUUACAGUACUCUGGGAAGACAACCUUUGUAAAUGUCAUAGCGUCUGGCCAAUUUAGUGAAGAUAUGAUCCCAACAGUAGGAUUCAACAUGAGAAAAAUAACAAAAGGAAAUGUUACAAUCAAAGUUUGGGACAUAGGGGGCCAGCCUCGGUUUAGGUCAAUGUGGGAACGCUACUGCCGAGGUGUUAACGCUAUAGUGUACAUGGUUGAUGCAGCAGAUCCAGAGAAGAUAGAAGCAUCUCGGAAUGAAUUGCACAACUUACUGGAUAAACCACAGUUGACAGGGAUUCCAGUGCUGGUGCUAGGCAAUAAACGUGACCUUCCACAUGCCUUAGAUGAAAAUGGGCUUAUUGAAAGAAUGAAUUUAUGUGCAAUUCAAGACCGUGAAAUCUGCUGCUAUUCAAUAUCAUGUAAGGAGAAGGACAACAUAGAUAUUACCCUUCAGUGGCUGAUCGCACAUUCCAAAUCAGGUGUUCGUUAGUUCAUCUGCAAGAAGAAGGCUUCUGUCAAGACAGCGUAACUGAGCUAAAUGAGAUGGCUGGUGACUGACAAGAAGUAAUAAUGCCUAGUCCUAUGCAGAGAAGUGUCAUAUUUACACUGUGUGGAAAUUUGCAAUUGGCUCUGUUCUGAAUUAUGCCCCUUUUGCUUUGUAAAUACUUAGGAUGUGAGCUUUUUCACGUAAAACCCCCUCCAUCAUGAAAUAUAAUACUGAGUUAUAUGUACAGAUAUUUGUUGUUUGGCAAAAAUAGAUUUUCAUGCUGGAACAUUUUUAAACUUGCUAGUUGGGAAAAAUGUAACUUUGGGCGUGAUUAAAGAGAAGUCACAGAGCAUUACUUGUAUCAUGUUGACAUAAUGAAUUCAAUCACUGCUUAUUUUUCUGUGUUUGUAUGGAAAUUUCAGGUUUAUUCUUCUUAGUGUGGAGCUGUGAAUAUAAGUGAAUAUAUAACAGUUCUUCCAUUUCAACAUUUUGCAUGAAUGGGAGAAUAUGUAUUGUCAUUAUUGAUCUGCAUUAUGCUACCCGGUAUGCUUUAUUCAUGACAUCAUAUUUAUGCCCCAUUGGGAAUUUGCCCUUCCUGAAAUAUGCACUCUGUAAACAUAUUAUUUUUAAGGGAAUAGCAUCGUACUAAGUAGCAUAAUGCACAGCUGAAGAUGGUGAUACAAAGUGUAGUGCAGUGAAGAGUGUAACAAAGUAGAGAGCGUUUAGACUUCAUAAAUUUGGAGAUAACAUUUUUGUGCAUAAGCAUUCACAUGAUUCAUAUUGGUCUGUUUGUGGAUGUGACAGGUAUCCUACUCUAUACAGGUAGAGGCAGAUGCUAGAGGAAGCUUGUGAAAUUAACAUCUCUUGAAGGGGAACAAUUUAGGUUCAUGAUUAAAAUAUAUGUAAUAUAGGUUUUGAUGAUAUCUUGAUAUUCAUAGACAUGCAGUGGUUUUGUGCAUUUGUGGGUGUUCAGAAUAUGUCAAAUUUUUUUAGAAUUCUUAAUGUUCAGAAGGUAUAUGCAUCAUGUUCGAAA
This is a messenger RNA of Cryptotermes secundus, 1717 nucleotides long. RefSeq names its product ADP-ribosylation factor-like protein 8B-A (gene Arl8). The coding region runs from base 127 to 687 and encodes 186 amino acids. The record is from RefSeq and is a predicted model, not a curated record. NCBI's taxonomy places the organism in Eukaryota, Metazoa, Arthropoda, Insecta, Blattodea, Kalotermitidae. Gene Ontology annotation, biological process: protein transport; anterograde axonal transport. Gene Ontology annotation, cellular component: lysosomal membrane. The transcript is spliced from 4 exons. Gene Ontology annotation, molecular function: GTPase activity; GTP binding.